Drosophila erecta is the source of this 15541-nucleotide messenger RNA. RefSeq names its product low-density lipoprotein receptor-related protein 2 (gene mgl). NCBI's taxonomy places the organism in Eukaryota, Metazoa, Arthropoda, Insecta, Diptera, Drosophilidae. Gene Ontology annotation, molecular function: protein binding; calcium ion binding. The transcript is spliced from 15 exons. The record is from RefSeq and is a predicted model, not a curated record. Bases 558 to 14837 code for a protein of 4759 amino acids.
CUUAAACGACAUACGUGUCUCGCACUGACGUCGCCGCUCUCGCUCUCUCUCACUCCCCCUCUCUCUCUCUUUCCCACAUUCCCUCAUUCUCUCUCGCUCUCAGAUUUCUGUGUUUUUUUUCAGUUGGUUUCCAAAGGCGCGCCGUCGCAGUUCGAAAACCGCGGCUCUCGCCAUCAAAAUUAAAAAACAACAGCAGUUUAAUUUAAAUAAUUACAAAAGAGUCUAUUUAAAAAAACCUUCUCAAAGAAAGGAAAGAAGAAAAAUGGCGCGCGUUCAACAAAGAGAAAAUUAGAAACGAAAACGAUUUUUUUUUUAAGUGCUGACAAACAGCCCACCAACCAAAAUAAAUAUCCAAAAAAGUUAAAAGCAACAAAGCCAGAGGAGCGGGCAACCCUAAAAAGACAAAAGUGCGGUGGACAGAGAAGAGUGGGUCACCAGUGGGUCACCAAAACCGAAACGAACAAACCCCAAAAUCCAAAUCGAGGAUUCCCACACAAAGCAAACUGAGCAAAGGAGCAAGGAGCGGCGUAGCAAGCGAAGCGCCCGACCAACCAAAAAUGAAUCCGACGCCCGUGGGCAUUGGAUUCGGAUUUGGUCGCAAGCCGCCCAGCAAGGCCAGAAUGCGUUCUCGCUGGCGACCACCAACAGCGACAGCCCUGCUGACCCCUGCGACAACCCUGCUGGCCGAGGGCGACAACCACACGGCUGCCGAUCCACUGCAGGUCACUGCGUCAUCAACCUCGCCCAUCGGCGACCGCCAUCCACAGCACCACAGCAGCGCCAUCGAUCGGAGGCUGCAGCAGCAGCACCACCAACCACAGCACCACCGCCAGCGCGGCCAGUUCACAACCCUGGCGCUGCUGCUACUGGCCCUUGUGGCCAUCAGCAACCUGGAAACCCUGCUCGCCGUGCGCACCGAAGGACCGCGCAACCGCCAUGGAUCUCCAGGUGGCAGCUUGGCCAGCACAGGUGGCAGCAGUGGCAUCAACGCGGAGUGUCCAACGGACUCGUUCCGGUGCAACAACGGCAAGUGCAUCUCGCACCACUGGGUCUGCAAUUACCAAAAGGACUGCGACGAUGGCGAGGAUGAGAUGCAGUCGUGCCCUCCACCGGAAUGCGAAACGCCGCAGCUGAAUUGCGGGCAGUACACUUUUAACAAAACCUACUGCAUUCCACCGCAUUAUCGCUGCGAUAUGAUCGAGGAUUGUGAGGAUAAAUCGGAUGAGGCGCAGUGCACGUACCGCAAGUGCCAGCACACGGACCUCUUCUGCAACACGCCCACCGGAGCACCCGCGGAGGGCGCCCGCCUCACCGGUCCCUGCGUCCCCAUGGAGAAGCGCUGCGACGGCUACUUGGACUGCCGCACCGGGCGGGACGAGGUCGGCUGCACCGGCGUGGCCUGUCGCCUGGACCAGUUCCGCUGUGCCAACGGACUCAAGUGCAUCGACGCCGCUCUGAAGUGCAACCACCGCGACGACUGUGGCGACAACUCCGACGAGCAGGGAUGCAACUUCCCGCCCUGCCACCACGCCCAGUUCCGCUGCACGAACGCACUGUGCAUCCCGUACAACUUCCACUGCGAUGGCUACCACGAUUGCGCCGACAAGAGCGACGAGGCCAACUGCACGGCCAUCGCCUGUCCGGAUAACAAACACCUCUGUCCACGUGGAGGCGCCAGCGGCACGCCCAAGUGCAUCCUGAAGUCGCAGCUCUGCGACGGCAAGCGCGACUGCGAGGAUGGCAGCGAUGAGGAGACCAACUGCUCGAUCGCCUCGUGCCCCGCCCUGAGCUGUGAGUUCAAGUGCGGACCCUCGCUGACUGGAGGAGUUUGCUACUGUAAGCCGGGCCAGUCGCUGGCCCCGGACAACCGGACCUGCGUUGACCUGGACGAGUGCGCGGAGUGGGGUCACUGCGACCAGCUGUGCACCAACACACUGGGCUCGUACACGUGCCAGUGCGCCCAGGGCUAUACGCUCAUCAACGACUCCAAGUGCAUUGCCCCGGACGCGAAUAACUUGCAACUGAUAUUCGCCCACGAUCGCGCCAUCAUGCGAAUGCUGCCGCAUGGCAGUGAGCCCAAGGUUUUGGCCAAUGCCACGGCCGCCGCGGGCGUGACCUUCCAUUAUGCCCGGAACACACUGUACUGGUCGGACAUCAAGACGCGGAAGGUGCAGUCGCUGCCCCUGGAUGCGCAAAACAAGGCCGUCUCGCCCUUCGAUCAGACCCUUCCCGGCACCUGGGCUCCCGUCGCCCUGGCCGUCGACUGGGUGGGCGAUAAGAUAUAUGUGGCCGAUCUGGUGGGCCAGAAGAUCGAUGUCUUCGAGCUGAGUGGUCAAUGGCAUGCGGUCGUUCUGGGCUCUAAUCUCACAUCACCCGCCGAUCUGGCGCUGGACCCCACGGCUGGUCUGAUGUUCGUGGCGGAUGGCGGCCAGGUGCUCCGUGCCCACAUGGAUGGCACACAUGCGCGGUCCAUUGUCUCGGAGGCGGCCUACAAGGCCAGCGGUGUGACGGUGGACAUAAUCAGCAAGCGGGUCUUCUGGUGCGACUCCCUGCUGGACUACAUCGAAUCCGUGGACUAUGAGGGUGCUCAUCGGGUGAUGGUGCUCAGGGGUCAGCAGGUGCCGAGUCCCUCGCGAUUGGCACUGUUCGAGAAUCGAAUCUUCUGGACGGAUGCCACCAAGCAGGGCAUCAUGUCGGUGGACAAGUUCGAGGGUCCCACCUCCAUCCAGGUUACGUACAAGGCCAAGGACAUCAGGGAGCCGAAGGGCAUCAUUGCCGUCCAUGCGCUCAGCCAGCCCAGGGUAUCGAAUCCCUGUGGCAACAACAACGGUGGCUGCAACCACAUGUGCAUUGUGACCGCCGUGAAGGGUGCACCCACUGGCCUGGGAUUCCGGUGUGCAUGCUCGACGGGCUACCAGCUGGAAACGGAUCUGAAGCUGUGCAAGCCGGUCAGCGAAUUCCUCAUGUACUCGCAGCAGAGAUUCAUCAAGGGAAAGGUGCUGGAGCCGGUCAUCGAAGGAUUCAGUGAUGCCAUCAUGCCGGUGGUCUCGAGGCGGGCUCGUUUCGUCGGCCUGGACUUCGAUGCACGCGACGAGUUCAUCUACUACUCGGAUGUCCUGCAGGAUGUGAUCUACAGGGUGCACCGCAAUGGAACUGGCAGGGAGAUCGUCCUGGCCUCCCAGAACGAAGGCGUUGAGGGACUGGCCGUCGACUGGGCCUCCAAGAAUCUGUACUACAUCGAUUCGCGCAAGGGCACCUUGAACGUCCUCUCCACCCGGAAUGUCACGCACAGAAGAACCCUGCUGAAGAACCUGAAACGUCCCAGGGCCAUUGUGGUCCAUCCCAAUCGCGGUUUCAUUUUCUUCUCCGAAUGGGACCGUCCUGCGAAUAUCACCAGGGCAAACACAGAUGGCAGUGGUCUGCUGGUGUUCAAAAAUGUGACCCUCGGCUGGCCAAACGGACUCUCCAUCGACUUCAAGGAGGAUCGGGUCUACUGGUGCGACGCUCUACUGGAUCACGUGCAGCAUGCCAACCUGGACGGAACGGACAUUAAGACGGUGAACUCUCGCCUGGUGCGACAUCCCUUCUCCAUUGUCAUUCACAACGACUGGAUGUACAUCACGGACUGGCGCCUGGACGCCAUUAUACGUCUGCACAAGCUAACGGGCGAGCAGGAGGAGAUGAUGGUCAGAGAACCGCAAACCAACAGACUCUAUGGCGUCAAAGUGUACAGUCAUGAGGUGCAGCGAAUCGCGGAUACGCAGCCUUGUCACCGAAACAAUGGUGGCUGCCAGAAGAUCUGCUUCGCUGUUCCCAUAGGAGCAUCAAAUGGCACUGAUGCGGUGACCACCGCGUCCCCCUCGUUCGGUCGCCUCCAGUCCCGCUGCUCGUGUCCCUAUGGCGAACGCUUGGCCGACGACCAGGUGAGCUGCAUUCCCGAUCCCAGUGCCGAGCCGCCAGUGCAACCCUGCCCGAACUCAUGGGACUUUACCUGCAACAAUCAGAGGUGUAUUCCCAGGUCCUGGGUCUGCGACGGUGAUGACGACUGUCUGGACAACAGCGAUGAGGAGCAGAACUGCACAAAACCCACUUGUGGAUCCAACGAGUUCCAGUGCCGAUCGGGUCGCUGCAUUCCGCAGAACUUCCGCUGUGACCAGGAGAACGACUGCGGCGACAGCUCCGACGAGCAGGAGUGCGGUAAUGUGACCUGUGGAACCUCCCAGUUCGCCUGUGCCAACGGACGCUGCAUUCCCAACAUGUGGAAGUGCGACAGCGAGAACGACUGUGGGGACAGCAGUGAUGAGGGCGACUUCUGCGCCGAGAAGACCUGCGCCUACUUCCAGUUCACCUGCCCGAGAACCGGUCACUGCAUUCCCCAGAGUUGGGUUUGUGACGGCGACGACGAUUGCUUCGACAAGCAGGACGAGAAGGAUUGUCCGCCGAUAUCCUGUCUGGCGAAUCAGUUCAAGUGCGCGGAUCUGAGGCAAUGCGUGGAGGAGUCCUACAAGUGCGACGGCAUACCGGACUGUAAUGAUGGCUCCGAUGAAGUAGGCUGCCCCUCCAUGGGUCCGAACCAGUGCAACCUGGAGAAGCACUUCCGCUGCAAGUCCACCGGCUUCUGCAUACCCAUCGCCUGGCACUGUGAUGGCUCCAACGAUUGCUCGGAUUACUCGGAUGAGCAGGACUGUGGUCAGAUCACCUGUGCCCAGAACUUCUUCAAGUGCAACAACACGAACUGCGUGUUCAAGGCGUACAUAUGCGAUGGCAAGGACGACUGUGGCGAUAACUCGGACGAGGGAGCGGAGCACGCCUGUGUCCCACCCCCCUUCAAGUGUCCUCAUGGCCAGUGGCAAUGUCCCGGAGUUUCCGAGCGGUGCGUGAACAUCACAUCUGUGUGUGAUGACACCCCCGAUUGUCCCAAUGGUUCGGAUGAGGGUGAGGGCUGCGAUUUGGCCGAGUGUGAGCACCAGGCGGGUCAGUGCUCCAGCUUCUGCCAGAAGACGCCCAACGGAGCGUUGUGCGUGUGUCCGCCGGGAUCGGAGAUAGGCGAAGAUGGCUACACCUGCAUAGAUAGCAACGAGUGUGAUCCGCCGGGCCUCUGCUCCCAGCAGUGCACCAACACCAAGGGCUCCUACUUCUGCUCCUGCACGGAUGGCUAUGUUCUGGAGCCCAACAAGCACACUUGCAAGGCAGUCAACCACACCGCCGCCUUCCUGAUCAUCUCCAAUCGGCACUCCAUUCUCGUGGCGGAUCUGAAGGAGCAGGGACUGGAGAGGGUGCCCAUCAUAGUGGAGAAUGUGGUGGCCACUGCUUCCAAUAUGCACACAGGCACCAUCUUCUGGAGCGACAUGAAGCUGAAGAAGAUCUCCCGCUUGGACCGCGGCAUGGAGCCCCAGGAAAUCAUCAACACGGGCCUGGACUUGGUCGAGGGUCUGGCCUACGAUUGGAUAGCCCAGAAUCUCUACUGGUUGGACAGCAAGCUGAACACCAUCGAGGUGUCCGCGGAGAAUGGUUCCAAUCGCCUGGUCCUGGUCAGGGAGAACAUCACCCAACCCAGAGGCAUGUGCAUCGAUCCCAGUCCCGGAGCAAGGUGGAUCUUCUGGACCGACUGGGGGGAGAACCCAAGGGUGGAGAGGAUUGGCAUGGACGGAACCAUGCGGAAGACCAUCAUCAACACCAAGAUCUAUUGGCCCAAUGGCUUGACCCUGGAUAUAGCAACCAAGAGGGUCUACUUCGCCGACUCCAAGCUGGACUUUAUUGAUUUCUGCUACUACAACGGCACCGGGCGACAGCAGGUCCUGGCCAGCAGUCACUAUCUGCUGCAUCCGCACUCGCUGUCCCUGUUCGAGGAUACCCUCUACUGGACCGACAGGCAGUUGAACCGGGUGUUGUCCGCCAACAAGUUCCGCGGCAAGAACCAGACCGUCGUGUCCCACCUGAUCAGUCAGCCCUUGUCCAUCCACGUCCAUCACGCUUCCCUGCAGCCCAUGACCCCGAAUCCCUGCGCCGGAUCUCGCUGCCAGCACCUGUGCCUGCUUAGCCCCAGUGCCCAGGAGGGUUACUCCUGCAAGUGCAAGCCGGGCUUCAAGCUGCUGAGCGAAGGUCGCUGCAUCGAGGAGGAGAACCCCUUCCUCAUGGUCGUCAAGGGCACGCAAAUUGUGGAUCUGCCGCUGAAUGGCGGCGAUGCGAGAGCCGGAGCCCUGGCCCCAGUGAUUGGAAUCGAAAGCAGCACGGGCUUGGACUUCGAUCGCAAGGGAGAGACGCUCUACUGGGUGCAGGGCAGGGAGGAUGACGAUGAGAACUGCACCAUCUAUACAACGCCCUAUGGCGGUGGCAAUAAGACACUCUUCCUGGGCACCGAAAACGGAAUUGUGGGCGCCCCCUAUACCAUUGCAUUCGACUGGCUGGGCAGAAACCUCUACAUUGGCAACCGGGUGGCCAGCAACAUUGAAGCCGUGCGAGUGGAUGGCAAGCAAAAGUAUCGCACCAUAAUCCUGGCGAACGAUGGAUACCCGAACUCCGUGUCGCGGCCCAAGCAAAUUGCACUGGAUCCCACCGACGGCAAGCUCUUUUGGAUCGAUGAAGGUGUUCUGGAAGUGCCCAUUAAGAUUGGCAGAGUUGACAUGAAUGGACAGAACCCCAUUGUGGUCUUCGAGAAGUUUGCCCAUCCCGAAUCGUUGGCCGUGGACACGGACAAGAAAAUGCUGUACUACAGUGCCAGCAAUCCCGCAGUGAUCGGCUCCAUGGACUACAAUGGCGACGAUCACACGCUGAUCGCCAUGAAGGACUCGCAUCCGAUGGCCAAGCCCAAGAGCCUGGGCAUCCUAGACCACAGGCUCUACUAUCUGGAUCCGCUGUACGAGCGCAUUGUUCGGAUCGACCUGCCGCAUGGCGAUAAUCCCAAGACCAUUGUGGACAACGAAUCCGAUCUGCGCUCCAUGAUGAUCUACAAGAAGCGCGCCCUGAUGCAGCAUCCCUGCCAGACGAACAACGGUGGCUGCAAGCACCUUUGCAUUCCCGGACCUGGAGCCACCAGAACCUGUGCCUGCGGCAUUGGAUACCGAAAGGAGAACGAGAUCAAUUGCGUGGCCUAUAAGAUCUUCGCUGUGGUCUCCCAGCUGGACAUGAUUAGGGGCUACAGCUUGACCGACAGCUCCGAGGCCAUGGUUCCGGUCAGCGGGCCUGGUCACCACAUUCUGCACGUGGACGUGAUGUACCGGGAGCAGUGGAUCUACUGGGCGGAGUACAAUCGUGGCUACUGGAACGGCAUCUUCAGGUCGCGGCCCAAUGGCACCGAUUUGCAGCAUGUGGUCAAGGACGGCAUCGGCAGCAAUGGCAUCAGGGGCUUGACCAUCGAUUGGGUGGCCGGCAACAUGUACUUCACCAACGUGUAUCCCCACGAGAAUUACGUGGAGGUUUGCUGGCUGGACGGCAGCAACAGGAAGGUACUGGUGAAGACAACCACCGAUGCGCCACGCGAACUGGCCGUGAAUCCCAUCAAGAGGUUGCUCUAUUGGAUCGACUAUGGCCAGCAUCCUAGAAUUGGCAAGGCCCUCUUGGACGGCAGCAAGUGGACACCGCUGGUGACAUCGGGCAUUUCGCUGCCCCGCGAUCUCACCAUUGACAUGCAGACCCACGACAUCUACUGGGUGGACUCGAAGCUGGACACGAUUCAGAAGAUCUCCUAUAAUGGCGUCAAUCGCAAGGUAAUCCGCCGAGAUCUGCCCAAUCCCAUGGGCAUCGCUGUCUACCUAAACGAUGUCUACUGGGUGGACAGGAACCUGAUGACCGUCUUCAAGGCGUCCAAGCAUAGUGCCAAUGAAACCGCCACCAGCGUGAGGACGAACCUGGAGAAGCUUAGGGACAUUGCCAUAUACAACAUCAACAAUCAGCCGCAGGACGAUACAAAUCCCUGUGCCCAUUUGGGAAACGGCGGCUGUGAUCAGUUGUGCUUCAGUUUCCCACCGGACGGCGGAGCCACCGCCGGCACCUCCGGCAGGAAUUUCCGUUGCGAGUGCGCCACGGGCAAACUGGGCGCCGAUGAAAGAAAAUGUGAGGUGGUCAAUGAGUACCUGGUCUUCGCCACCAGAACUGAGAUUCGAGCUGUCAACCUGGAUCCGCAGUCCACGGAGGUGCCCUUCACUCCACUGACAAAUCUCACAAACGUGGUGGGCCUGGACUUUGACUUCGCCCACAACCGCAUGCUGUACACCCAGAUCCGUCCAUGGGCCAAGAUUGCGUACACCAAGGCAAACAAGCCGGGCCACGAUGACAUCACUGUCGUGCUGAACAAGGGCAUCAAUCCCGAGGGCAUUGCCUACGACUGGACCCAGCAGAAGAUCUACUGGACGGAUAGCUCGAACAACUCGAUAUAUGCCAUGAACCUGGACGGCAGCGAGCUGGUGAUGAUUGCCCGCGUGGAAAGACCGCGAGCCAUUGUCCUCGAUCCCUGCAACGGCACCCUCUUCUUCACGGAUUGGGGCAGGUUCGGUACCUCCGGCAAAAUUUUCCGCACCACCAUGGCGGGAUCUCUGAAGCGAGCCAUCGUGGACAAGGAUCUCUCGCAGCCCAGUGGCCUGGCCAUUGACUACGAUGAGCGACGCCUGUACUGGACGGAUGCGGUGAGGGAGAAGAUCGAGAGAUCCGAUCUGGACGGCCAGAACCGCGAGCUUCUGGUGGGCGCCACCAUCUAUCCCUUCGCCAUAACCGUGUUCAGGAACUACAUGUACUGGACGGAUCUGCAGCUGAGAGGUGUCUACAGGGCUGAGAAGCACACCGGCGCCAACAUGGUGGAGAUGGUGAAGCGCCUGGAGGACUCUCCGCGGGACAUCCGCAUCUACAGCGCCGAGCGCCAGAAGUGCAAUGUGAAUCCCUGCAGGAUCAACAACGGCGGCUGCGCCCAGAGCUGUCAUCCGGCUCCGAAUGGCAAGGCCGAGUGCAAGUGCGACGAUAGCACCAAGGUGGUGAACGAGGGCAGGAUGUGCGCCCCGCGCAACAACACGUGCGAGGCCAGCAAGUUCUACUGCAAGAACGGCAGAUGCAUCUCGAGGAUGUGGUCCUGCGACGGCGACGACGACUGUGGCGACAACUCCGACGAGGAUCCCAACUACUGUGCCUACCACUCCUGCUCGCCCAACGAGUUCCGCUGCAACAACGGACGCUGCAUCUUCAAGUCCUGGAAGUGUGACCACGAGAACGACUGCAAGGACGGCUCCGAUGAGCUGGGCUGCACCUAUCCACCUUGCGUGGAUGGCGAGUUCACGUGCGGCAAUGGACGGUGCAUUCCGCAGGCGCAGGUGUGCAAUGGCGUGAACGACUGCAAGGACAAUGCCACGUCGGAUGAGACGCACGAACGCUGUCCCAUGAACACCACUUGUCCGGCGAACCACCUGAAGUGCGAGAAGACCAACAUCUGCGUGGAGCCCUAUUGGCUGUGCGACGGCGACAACGACUGCGGCGACAACUCCGACGAGGAUCCCCUGCAUUGCGGCCAACGCACCUGCCCAACCAACAGCUUCCGCUGCCCCAACCACCGCUGCAUCCCAGCCACCUGGUACUGCGAUGGCGACGACGACUGCGGCGAUGGAGCCGACGAGCCGCCGGACUACUGCAAGUCCGAGGGACGCACCUGCUUUGGGGAUCUGUUCACCUGCGACAAUGGCAACUGCAUACCGAGGAUCUACAUCUGCGAUGGCGACAACGAUUGCCUGGACAACAGUGACGAGGACAACCGCCACCAGUGCAACGACCGCAAGUGUGACGAGGAAACGGAGUUCACUUGCGUGGAGAACAAGUCCUGGCAGCGCGCCCAGUGCAUUCCCAAGAAAUGGAUCUGCGAUGGCGAUCCCGACUGCGUAGAUGGCGCCGAUGAGAACACCACGCUGCACAACUGUGCCACCCAGCAGCCCUGCGGCGAGGACAUGUUCACCUGUGGCAAUGGACGCUGCAUCAAUAAGGGUUGGAUAUGCGACCACGACAACGACUGCGGCGACGGCACCGAUGAGGGCAAGUUCUGCAACUCCAAGUACAAGACGUGCUCGGCCCAGGAGUUCACCUGCCAGAACUUCAAGUGCAUCCGGAACCAGUCCAGGUGCGAUGGCGAGGACGACUGCGGCGACCACUCGGACGAGGUGGGCUGCACCAAGGAGAACAUCACCUGCCCCCAGGGCCAGUUCGCCUGUACGAAUGGCCAGUGCAUCGACUACAGCCUGGUGUGCAACAAGUAUCCGGACUGUGCCGACGAGUCCGACGAGCCCGCCCACUGCAACGUGAACGAGUGCGCCAAGGUGGAGAUCAACCAGUGUGGCCACAAGUGCGUGGACACCCUGACGGGCUACUACUGCGACUGCAACGAGGGCUACAAACUUCUGGCCGAUGGCAAAGCCUGCGCGGAUGUGGACGAGUGCCUGGAGCAGCCGGGAGCGUGCUCCCAGCACUGCUCCAACACCCCGGGCGGCUUCUACUGCAAGUGCGACGAGACCUACUACGAGCGGCAGAACGACGAGCACACGUGCAAGCGGAAGGACACGAUCCCGCCGUGGCUGAUCUUCACCAACAAGUACUACGUGCGCAACAUGUCGGUGGAUGGGCACCAGUACAAUCUGAUGCACCAGGACCUGAUGAACGUGGUGGCGCUGGACUUCGACAUACGCGAGCAGUACAUGUACUUCUGCGAUGUGACGGCCAAGACGAUCUUCAGGGCGAAGUAUGGAGAGGCGGACGACGAGCUGCCGCCGGAGCGGGAGGCUGUCAUACGGCACGACUCCCAUGGCCUGGAGGGCAUCGCCAUCGACUGGGUGGGUCGCAAGCUGUACUGGCUGGACCGGCACUCCAAGAACCUGGACGUCUCCGAACUGGAUGGCACCAAGCGCAAGACACUGCGCAGUGGCGUCGUCGAUCCGCGCGCCAUAGUCGUGCAUCCUGGAAUCGGUUACCUGUACUUCACCUCCUGGCACCUGCAGGCCUACAUUGCCAAAAUGGGCAUGGAUGGCUCGAACUUCUCGAGAAUUCUGAACUGGAACGACGGCAUCGCCUGGCCGAAUGCCCUGUCCAUCGACUACUUCACGGACCGCAUUUACUGGGCGGAUGCCCACCUGGACUACAUAGCGUAUGCCGACCUGGAGGGCAGGCAUCGCCAUACGGUGCUCUCGGGCAGCAAGGUGCCGCACGUGUUCGCACUGAGUCUCUUCGACGACUACAUCUACUGGAGUGACUGGAACCUGAAGGCGAUCGUGAGGGCCAACAAGUUCCAUGGCGCCAACUAUACGGUGCUGCGGAACACCACCCAUCGUCCCUACGACCUGCACAUCAACCAUCCGCUGCGCCAGUUGCCCUACACCAAUCCGUGUGGCACGAACAAUGGCGGCUGCUCCCACCUCUGCCUGAUAGCUCCGCCGCCGGAGUCCACCUACCUGAACAUCGAGGGCUACAUUGAGGAGGGCGCGCCGAUCUUCAAGUGCGCCUGUCCCAACCAGUUCUAUUUGGCCCGGGACAUGAAGACUUGCGUGGCCAACUGCACGGCCGGACAGCACUUGUGUGGCGGGCGGGAUGAGAAGUGCAUACCAUGGUUCUGGAAGUGCGACGGCGAGAAGGACUGCAAGGAUGGCUCCGACGAGCCCGCGACAUGUGCUCCGCGUCACUGCCGGGCCGGCACGUUCCAGUGCAAGAACACCAACUGCACACCGUCGGCGACCAUCUGCGAUGGAGUGGAUGACUGCGGCGACCGCAGCGACGAGCAGAACUGCGAUCUGCCCUGUCCACUGUCCGAUUUCAAGUGCAAGUCCAGCGGCAGAUGCAUCCUGGACAGCUGGCGCUGCGACGGAGAUGCCGACUGCAAGGAUGGCAGCGACGAGGACCCGGCUGUGUGCUACAAGCGCACCUGCGAUCCGAAGACCGAGUUCUCCUGCAAGAACGGCCGCUGCAUCCCGCAACUGUGGAUGUGCGACUUCGACAAUGACUGCGGCGACGACUCCGACGAGCCGGCGUACAUGUGCCGCCAGAGGAACUGCACCACCGGGUGGCAGAGGUGCCCCGGCCAGUCCAACUACCGCUGCAUCCCGAAGUGGCUGUUCUGCGAUGGCAAGGACGAUUGUCGCGACAACAGCGAUGAGCUGCCGGAGAACUGCCCCAAGUGCAAUCCGGAAACGGACUUCAAGUGCGGCAACAACCGAUGCAUACCCAAGCAAUGGAUGUGCGACUUCGCGGACGAUUGCGGCGACGCCAGUGACGAGAACGAGGCGGUGUGCAAGGGUCGCUAUCGUGAGUGCUCCGAGUCGGAGUUCCGCUGCGGCAACGGCAAGUGCAUCUCAUCCCGCUGGCAGUGCGACCACGAGGACGACUGCGGCGACAACUCGGACGAGAUGCACUGCGAGGGCUACCAGUGCAAGAAUGGCACCUUCCAGUGCGCCUCCGGCCACUGCAUUGCCUCCUACUUCCGCUGCGAUGGCGACCGCGACUGCCGCGACAUGUCCGACGAGGUGGGCUGUCCGCCCAGGUUCCCCGGCGGACGCUACUGUCCGGAGUCGCGCUUCCAGUGCAACAACAACCUGUGCGUCUCGCUGUCCGACUUGUGCGACGGCACCGACGACUGCGGCGAUGGCAGUGACGAGGAUCCCAGCGUUUGCAGCGACUUCAACUGCGACACCCUGCGGCGCUUCCAGUGCUCCAACCAUCGCUGCGUCGCCCGCUACCAGAUCUGCGAUGGCGUGGACAACUGCGGCGACGGCAGCGAUGAGAACAACAUGACCCUCUGCGCCAGCAAGCAGAAGCCCUGCGAUCUCUACACCCAGUACCAGUGCGCCAACAAGCACUGCAUCGAGCGGUCCCAGGUGUGUGAUUUCUCCGACGACUGUGAGGACGCCAGUGACGAGUUGGGCUGCCACCACACGAGCAGUUGCUCCGAGGCCAAUCGCGGCGGAUGCCAGCACCACUGCCACAACCUCACGGACGGCGGUUACAUUUGCACCUGCUAUCCGGGCUACAUCAUAGCCGCGGACAACAAGAAGAAGUGCUCCGACGUGGACGAGUGCCUGACGCGGCAGCACACGUGCUCCCACCAGUGCCACAAUCUGAAUGGCACCUACUCGUGCAGUUGCCGCGAGGGAUUCCAUCUGACGGACGGCGCCAGCGGCGUGUGCCGUGCCGAAAAGGAGGAUGUGGUGCUCGUGUUCGCCAAUGGCCAGGAGAUCAGAGGUCUGGAUCUGCAGAAGCGCGAGGAGUUCGAUGUGAUAGCGGCGGAGAAGCGGAUCGAGGCGCUGGACUACGAUGCGCAGCAGCAGAUCAUCUUCUGGGCGGACAGUUACGACAAGACCAUUAAGCGCUCCUACAUGGUCAAUGCCAUUGAUGGCCGGGCCAAGAUCGGAUUCGCCCAGGAUCUGAACAUGAAGGGCGGCUCGAAGCCCACUGCCGUGGCCGUCGACUGGCUGGCCUCGAAUCUCUACUGGACCGAGAUGGACAGGACGGGCUCCAAGCCGCGUGGCCGUGUCAUGGUUGCCAAGACCGAUGGUCGCUAUCGUCGCUCCAUCGUGAACGCUGGACUGGAGGUGCCCACCUCGAUUGCUGUGAAUCCGCAGCUGGGUAGAAUAUACUGGUCGGAUGCGGGAUCAGCGCCCAAGAUCGAGGUGUCCUGGAUGGAUGGCUCUAAGCGCCGACCACUGAUCACCGAGCUGAUACGCCAUCCCGCCGGCCUGACCAUCGACUACUCGCAGGACCAUAUCAUCUACUGGGUGGACACCAAGCUGAAUGCCAUCGAAUCGAUGAGAGCCGACGGCUCCCGCCGAAAGGCCAUUGUGAGAGGCGACCAACUGAGGCAUCCGGUGUCCCUCGAUCUGUUCGAGUCGAACAUGUUCUGGAUGACCCGCGAUACGGGUGAACUUGUGCGCCAGGACAAGUUCGGGCGCGGAGUGCAGGUGGUGCUGCAUCGCAAUCUUGUCAAUCCGUCCGGCCUGAAGGUGUACCACGACAAGCGGUACAACACCUCGCUGCCCAAUCCGUGCGAGAACUCCACCUGCUCCCACCUGUGCCUGCUGGUGCCGGGCGGCCAUAGCUGUGCCUGCCCAGACGCCUCUGGACCGCCGCCCUCCCACCGCAGCACCGCCGAGGUCAUCUGCAAUGCUGCCGCGGAGCAUCCGCGACCGGCGCCGCGAAUCUGCCCCUGCCAGAAUGGUGGGCUCUGCAAGGAGGACGCCCAGGGUGAGCUGGUGUGCGAGUGCAUUUCCGAGUUCCGUGGCGAGCACUGCGAGACGAGCACCACGGGAGCCUUUGGCCAUGGCGGCGCCAAUGUCACCGCCGUCGUGGUGCCCAUCAUGGUCAUCCUGCUGGUGAUGAUGGCCGCCGCCGGCGCCUGGUACGUCAUCCGGAAGCGACCAUUCGGCAAACUGGCCCGCAUGCCGGCGAUGACCUCCUCGCAGAGCGUGACCUUCCGUCACGGCUCGAAUGUGGAGUUCAACGAGAGCGGCUUCCCAGGAGCCUCUGCGCCGGGCGCUGGUGACGUGGCGCCCAUCGAGGGCUACAACCUGCAGACGGUGAACGCGAACAAGGCCCGCGACUUUGCCAAUCCGAUGUACGAUGCCGUGCAGUCGGGCACCACCGCCGAUCCGGGCAUGGGCAACGGUUCGGGCAUCUAUGAUGUGCCCGGCGAGCCGUCGGCCAAGGGCAAGUCCAUAGGCCACCAUGCGGGCGGCUCCUUCACGGAGCCCGCCUCGGCGAUCAUCGCGCCCAGCAGCAUCACGCACAAGGCGUCGCCGCAGCUGCAGCUGCGCACCAGGGAGCUGGAUCCUUCGGCGGACACCGGCAAGGACACGCAGUUCCUGGUGGAGGAGGACAAGUCCGAGUGCUGAUAUCAAGCCCGUCAAUCGGCUGUCGUUGCGGCGGCAGUUGCGAUGGCCAGUUGCCGCCAGCAGCGCCGGCAGCAGCAGCAGCAACAAUCCGAGAACAGCUAUCCGCUGCAGACAUAACACAUACUGGUCAAGCAGAGGGGGGAGCAACAGCAAAAGCCGCAGCCACACCAACAGCAGCAACAUCUGCCGCCGCAACAGCAGCAACAGCAGCAGCAUCAGCAGCAGGGACAGGGACGCUCUAGUAGUAAACAUCACAAAUCCUGGCAGGCAGCCACCGCUGGCAAGGUCACCACCAAGGUCUAGCCGUGACCCCAACAGAAACCACACACCACCCACAGAGAGGAGCAACACGAAAUGGAGCAGAAGAUGGAGGAGAAAGAGGUGUAGGAGGAGGAGGAGGAGGAGGCGGAGGAGCAAGUCCUCGGGGCUGGGGACGCCAAUAAGAAAACAUAUCCAAAAAAAUGAUAAACAUAUGCAACCCCCCACAGGAGAAACCAACUAAAAACAAAAACUGUUGCAAUUAUUAUUAAAUAUUUACUAAAAACAAAACUAUAAAUGUACACAAACAACUAAGAGAGCAACACAGCAACUUUUGUAAAGCCAAUUUUUGUAGCCCACUGUUUUUUUUUUAUUUUUAAUUUUGUGCGAAACUAAUGUUUUUUGCUAAUCGAAAUACUUUUGCGUAAACAGGAGGAUUGUAAAAA